UGGCAUUCGAAGAGUAAUACCGCUUAUUUAAUGUUAGAACACUAUGAGCAACAGUGUGAGAUUGGCUUUUCUAGCAUUUUUAUUCACUUCCCAUACAAGUGAAUGUGUCAUCUUUAAAAUGACCAAUGUGGUGUGUGGCAGCUACAACAGAUCUUGGGUGCGCAUCAAUCAGUGCCGCUUGAAGGCGGUAAGCCGACACAAAAUCGUUCUGAACUUCAAUGCAACCUUUAUCCAUCCGACAAACGAUAUCGUGGUAAGAAUGCAGCUCUUCAAGAGGGACAAUGGCUAUAAGCCAUGGCUCGUCAACGUACAAUUGGAUGGUUGUCGCUUCUUAAGGAGUCCCUAUGAUCCCAUCGGCGUAAUGAUUUAUAGCUUCUACAAAGACUUUUCAAACAUAAAUCACACUUGCCCGCUGCAUGGUGAUAUUCUUAUUAGAAACAUGUACCUGCAAACGGUUACUCUGGGACGAUUUCCAUUGCCCACCGGCGACUAUUUACUGGCAAUGACUUAUAAAUUCUUUAAGAAGCCACAGUUAGUGACUAACAUUAGUUUCCAAUACGUUGAGAACCUGAUCUGAUCUAUUGUUUUUAGUUUUA
Messenger RNA from Drosophila biarmipes, 596 nucleotides. RefSeq lists its product as uncharacterized. Lineage: Eukaryota; Metazoa; Arthropoda; Insecta; Diptera; Drosophilidae. The transcript has 3 exons. The record is from RefSeq and is a predicted model, not a curated record. The coding region runs from base 44 to 577 and encodes 177 amino acids.